CGACGCCUGGGAAACGGAGGGAGGCGGGGCUGAUGUCACGUUCUCUGGUCUGAUUGGUUCUCUGGGAGUCGGCUGAUGGCACGCGAAAAGAAGCCUCCGCUUACCGCAUGCGCAGUUGGUAAGAAUGAGCCUGGGGCAAGUGAGGGAAGCGGAGGCGGGAGUACGGCGCGUGCGCAGACCCAGGAGCGCAUUUGUGAUCCACCUUCUGCAGUGGUUCGGGUUACCCCAGAACGUUGCGGGUGGGAGGUCAGCGUUGAGGCCAGGGCGUGGACGGGCAGAGCUCCUCUGCAUGAGUCCCUCGGCCGGCUUCCCCUGGCCUGCAGCCCUGGCCAGAAUCUGCGCCGCGCCGCGGGGCCUCCGGCCUCGGGACAAGCAGGCGCUGCUCGCCCCAGCGGCGGCGGUCCCUGCGGUCCAGGCGGCCAGCAGGAAGGACCGCCCCGCUCUGCCUCCCCUGGAUGAGAUGGAUCUUGAAGAGCAGUUUGUGAAAGGGCACGGCCCCGGGGGCCAGGCCACCAACAAAACCAGCAACUGUGUGGUGCUGAAGCACGUCCCCUCGGGCAUCGUCGUCAAGUGCCAUCAGACAAGAUCGGUUGAUCAGAACAGAAAGCUCGCUCGGAAAAUCCUACAAGAGAAAGUGGAUAUUUUCUACAAUCGUGAAAACAGUCUUGUUUACAAAGAAAAACAGGAGGCAGAGAGGAAAAAGCAAGAGAGGAAAAAAAGAGCAAAGGAAACCCUAGAAAAAAAGAAGCUCCUGAAAGAACUCUGGGAAUCCAGUAAAAACGUCCACUGAGAAAGAA
Molecule: messenger RNA, 797 nt
Organism: Zalophus californianus (California sea lion)
Lineage: Eukaryota; Metazoa; Chordata; Mammalia; Carnivora; Otariidae
Gene: MTRFR
Product: chromosome 14 C12orf65 homolog
Exons: 3
Coding region: 125-790 (221 amino acids)
Biological process (GO): translational termination
Cellular component (GO): mitochondrion
Molecular function (GO): translation release factor activity
Source: RefSeq, a predicted model, not a curated record